AUGGGCAAACAUUUCAACCACGUUCAUAACCAGGGCAUGAAUAAUUCUGGCGCACAUGUGCGUAAUUCCACAAUGAUACGCUCCCAGCCUAGCCCAGCAAGACGAGUAUGGGUAAAACGAACCAAUGGGACACCAACAACCAUCAUGGUCCAAGAGAAUGAUAUUAUAGAUGAUCUAAAGCUUGCGGUAUGCAAUAAGUUUCCACAUUCUUUGGGUCAAUACUACGAUCCAGCAGAUCUUCGAAUUCAAAUUAGAGCUGAGCUACUCGAUAAGUCCGCUUUCCAGAGACGACUCGCUUCGAAGAAGACCCCAACAAAUCGAUUCAUGGAAGCUUCGGACGAGUCAUCCCUGAAGUCUCCCACUCCCACAAGCUACAGAGUUAAUCUUGAACCUGACCAAAAUGUCUGGGAGCUUUUGAGCGAAUGUUUUCCCAACUCUAUGUCCAUGGCAGAUGCUUUGGUUGUCGAUGUUGAUUUUGAAGCAAAAGAGCCAUUCCAAUCCACAGCACCUACGCCAUCAAGCAACAGAAUGUAUUCUAGAGUCGACGAUUUUAGUAACAAUCACUCUUCUAUCGAACGACCAAAUUCCCCUCGCCAGCAAUGGAUCAACCAAAAUAAAUUAUCUCCCUUGAGCUCCAUGAGCGACACAUAUCACCAACCUAAACCACAACAUCCAACCUCUAUGAAGCAUGGCAUAUUCGGCAAGAAUCUAUCUAUAUCUCCAACGUUCUCACAAAGGGUAUCGCCUAUACAUCCUCCGCUCCAUCAGCGUUCUCGUUCAAACCCUCCUCAGUCUCCGAUUACCUCCUAUAGCCAGGCUAAUAAAGCCAACAACUCCCAGGCAGUCCUUCUUAUACCAAAAAACUUCUCGUUUGGAGAGCAAAAUCAUUCAAAUUUGAAGAGAUAUUCCCUUGAUGAAUCUCUUGUGAACAAAAGAGAUGUUACAGAUAUCCCAUCGGCAACCGGAGGUGUCCAAAAGAAUAAUGAAUCGAACAUAACAAUAGGAGAUGGUCUAGAAAAAUCAUCGAGUUUCAAUCUGAACGUGAGUGGGUUUGACUCGAUGCCGCCCCCCAAUGAAAAUAAGAAACAAGAGAACCAGAAUCAAAAUUCAUCUGAAGAAACUGCGUCUAAAACCGUAAGACGGGCAUCAUCAGGGACAGCGCCUCAGAAGGUACCCUUUAAAGCUCCCAGCAAAGGAAAACUGAAUGAAAAGACCAUAAACACAAAGACCUUCGAGAAAGUUUUACCUCUGAUUUCGGUGCUUGUUGUGGAAGAUAACUCUAUUAACCAAGCUAUCUUAGGAGCCUUUUUAAGGAAGCAUAAGAUUCAUUAUGAAAUCGCAAAGAACGGGCAGGAGGCAGUGGAUAAGUGGCGUAAGGGCGGGUUUCAUCUAGUGCUCAUGGACAUUCAACUACCUGUAAAGUCUGGUAUUGAGGCUACAAAAGAAAUUCGAUACUUAGAAAGAAUUAACCGCAUUGGUGUGUUUGCACAGCAUGAACUAUCAGGUGCCAAUAACAGCCCCCUUGUGAAAGAAGAAGAGAAUCUAGACCUCAAAGUUUUCAGGUCGCCUGUGAUAAUAGUAGCAUUGACAGCUUCUUCCAAUUCAUCAGUUGACAAAAACAAUGCUUUGACAGCAGGAUGCAAUGACUUUUUGACGAAACCUGUGAAUCUUGUGUGGCUUCAGAACAAAAUUACAGAAUGGGGAUGCAUGCAGUCAUUAAUCAACUUUGAUAGGUGGCGUGCAAAAGGCUCUACAGGAGAUAGCACUACACUGGAUAACCUAAAACCUUCUAAAGCAAAACCUUUAACGUCGGGACGUCAAGAGAAGGUGUCAGCAAUGUGA
This is a messenger RNA of Clavispora lusitaniae ATCC 42720, 1842 nucleotides long. RefSeq names its product mitogen-activated protein kinase kinase kinase (gene SSK1). Gene Ontology annotation, biological process: osmosensory signaling via phosphorelay pathway. Gene Ontology annotation, molecular function: protein kinase activator activity; phosphorelay response regulator activity. Lineage: Eukaryota; Fungi; Ascomycota; Pichiomycetes; Serinales; Metschnikowiaceae. The record is from RefSeq and is a predicted model, not a curated record.